CCUAGCGCCCUCGGCUCCGCGCCGCCCACGGCCCGGCCCCGGCGCCGGGAGGACUCUCAUGCGCCGGGCGCGGCGGCGCCUCCCUGCAUCCCUGCCGCUCCCCAGCGCCUCGUCUUUUUCCUCCAGCUGAGAACGCCGCUGCACUCGCGGCCCGCGGCGAUGCGGGGCCCCGGCACUGCGGCGUCGCACCCGCCCCUGGGCCUGUGCGCCCUGGUGCUGGCGCUUCUGGGCGCGUUGCCCGCGGGCACCCGGGCUCAGCCGUACCACGGCGAGAAGGGCAUCUCGGUCCCGGACCACGGCUUCUGCCAGCCCAUCUCCAUCCCGUUGUGCACGGAUAUCGCCUACAACCAGACCAUCCUGCCCAACCUGCUGGGCCACACGAACCAAGAGGACGCGGGCCUCGAGGUGCACCAGUUCUACCCGCUGGUGAAGGUGCAGUGUUCUCCCGAGCUGCGCUUCUUUUUAUGCUCCAUGUACGCGCCCGUGUGCACCGUGCUCGACCAAGCCAUUCCUCCGUGCCGCUCCCUGUGCGAGCGCGCCCGCCAGGGCUGCGAGGCUCUCAUGAACAAGUUCGGCUUCCAGUGGACUGAGCGGCUGCGCUGCGAGAACUUCCCGGUGCACGGCGCCGGCGAGAUCUGCGUGGGCCAGAACACCUCCGACGGCUCCGGGGGCGCGGGCGGCAGCCCCACCGCCUACCCUACGGCUCCCUACCUGCCAGACCCGCCUUUCACGGCCGUGGCCCCCUCAGAUGGCAGAGGCCGGUGGUCUUUCCCCUUCUCGUGCCCGCGCCAGCUCAAAGUGCCCCCCUACCUGGGCUACCGCUUCCUAGGUGAGCGCGACUGCGGUGCCCCGUGUGAGCCGGGCCGUGCUAACGGCCUCAUGUACUUUAAAGAAGAGGAGAGGCGUUUCGCCCGCCUCUGGGUGGGUGUGUGGUCGGUGCUGUGCUGCGCCUCGACGCUCUUCACGGUGCUCACCUACCUGGUGGACAUGCGGCGCUUCAGCUACCCAGAGCGACCCAUCAUCUUCCUGUCGGGCUGCUACUUCAUGGUGGCUGUAGCGCACGUGGCGGGCUUCCUGCUGGAGGACCGUGCCGUGUGCGUGGAGCGCUUCUCGGACGAUGGCUACCGCACGGUGGCGCAGGGCACCAAGAAGGAGGGCUGCACCAUCCUCUUCAUGGUGCUUUACUUCUUCGGCAUGGCCAGCUCCAUCUGGUGGGUCAUUCUGUCCCUCACUUGGUUCCUGGCGGCUGGCAUGAAGUGGGGCCACGAGGCCAUCGAGGCCAACUCGCAGUACUUUCACCUGGCCGCGUGGGCUGUUCCGGCGGUCAAGACAAUCACCAUCUUGGCCAUGGGCCAGGUGGACGGGGACCUGCUCAGUGGCGUGUGCUACGUGGGCCUGUCUAGUGUGGAUGCGCUGCGGGGCUUCGUGCUGGCGCCCCUGUUCGUCUACCUCUUCAUCGGCACGUCCUUCCUGCUGGCCGGCUUUGUGUCUCUCUUUCGCAUCCGCACCAUCAUGAAGCAUGACGGCACCAAGACGGAGAAGCUGGAGAAGCUCAUGGUGCGCAUCGGCGUCUUCAGCGUGCUCUACACCGUGCCGGCCACCAUCGUGCUGGCCUGCUACUUCUACGAGCAGGCCUUCCGCGAGCACUGGGAGCGCACCUGGCUCCUGCAGACCUGCAAGAGCUACGCGGUGCCCUGCCCUCCGGGCCACUUCCCGCCCAUGAGCCCGGACUUCACCGUCUUCAUGAUCAAGUACCUGAUGACCAUGAUCGUGGGCAUCACGACCGGCUUCUGGAUCUGGUCGGGCAAGACCCUACAGUCAUGGCGUCGCUUCUACCAUAGACUCAGCCACAGCAGUAAGGGGGAGACUGCGGUAUGAACCCCGGUCCUUCCCCGACCCUUGCCACUUCCUACCCGCUUGGAGGAGGAGAGGCAUGGUAGGGAAAAAACUGCUGGGCGGGGACUUGUUUCUGUAGGCUACCCCCUCCUCCACUGAGCUUUAACAUGGAAGUGAGAAGUUAUUUGGAGGUGAGAAGAGAUUUGGGGUGAGAGGCGGUUUUGAGAGGGGGGCCUGAGUGAAAAGUCAGAAGGCAGUGUGGAUGAAAAAGACUUCUGGUUAAGACUUGCGGGGAUGACGCUAACUGUGAAGGGGGCCGGCUAGGGCCUUCAGGGAAAGGUUGAGGUCAGCAGAGACUGGUGAGUUCUUCCCGGCGCCAGAGCUGAGCCAGGGCUGAGUCCAGUCCCUGCUGCAAGGCCAGUGAGGCCGGGGGAGGGGGGGAGAUAGCGCUCCGUCUGCUGCCUGGGCUUUGUUGGGAAGAUGGGGGCCCCCUGUGGUGCCCUUGUCAAGCGGUGGUCCAAAACCAUAAUCUCUUUUCACUGGGGCCAAACUGGAGCCCAGAUGGGUUAAUUUUCCAGGGUCAGACAUUACAGUCCUCCUCCCCGCCCCCCUCCCGCCUGGUUUUUUUUUUUUUUUUUUCCCUCCUCCUCCUCCUUUCAAGUCUAGUAAAAUCAGCCCUUUGGAAGGCCAGGGAGGCCUGCCUGCUAGAAUCCUAACGCGAAGAUGCCAAAGAAGACAUUUCCGCGAGGAAGGCCAAGGAGACGAGUGGCAGAUAGAUAUAGUUCUGCUACUUUCUUUUUCUUUUUCUCUUUCUUUUUUUUUUUCCAUUUUCUUGGGCAGGCGGGAAGGCGCGAAGGAAAAGAAUGUUUGAUUUGGUUUCAUACCCUGAAAAGAAGUGAUGACUUGUUGCUUUUCGAAAUAGGAAUGCAUUUCCCCUUGUCUUUGUUGUAAGAGACAAAGGAGGAACAAAAGUGUCUCCCCGAGGAAAGGCUUCACUGUGCAGGCAGCCGCUUUUAUAGGCAAAGCAGCAGAAAUCUGAGGUUUCCCUUCGGUUGUUAAUUUGGUUGAGGUAAACAUUCCUUUUUAAGGAAAAGCGAAGGGCAGCAUGCAUGCUUUUGUACCCAUGCAGCCAAAGGUUCUGCCUUGGGUAAAGGAAGUGGAAGGAGUUUUGUUAUUUGUUUUAAACAGAUUUAAUUCAGAACACAUGAUCUAACAGGCUCUGUUAAACAGCUUAAUGAAACCUCCCUCCGUCCCACACCCCCAUAAGCCUAAAUUUCGAGUUUCUGUCCCCCACCUCCUUCCGUCCAAUUUGUGUGUGUGAUUUUUUUUUUUCCUGUGUGUGUUUGGGGUUUUUUGUUUGUUUGGGGUUUCUUUGGGCUGUUUUGUUUGUGUGUUUGUUUUGUUUUGUUUUUUCCUUUCUCUUUUUUCCCCCUUUCUCUCUCUUUUUUUUUUUUUUCUUUUUCUGUUUGAUUUUUUUUUUUUUAAUAGUUUUUCGAGACAGGGUUUCUCUGUGUAUCCCCUCCCUGUCCUGGAACUCACUCUGUAGACCAGGCUGGCCUCGAACUCUAAGAUCCCCCCUGUUUCUGCCUCCCUAGUGCUGGACCUGGCUCCCCUAUCCAAUUUGUAUUCUUCAAGAUUAAAGGAGAGGCAUAAUGCUCACAGAAUCAAAAUAAAGGGAAAAUUAAUUAAAAGGGUUAAAAACCUUUUGCCCACCUUUCUUCCCUCUUAGUUCCAUAACUCUGUGUAUAGGAAACAUGUGCCGACCCUUUCUCUGGUUGAAGAGGUGUCGUUCAAGAGUGAUAGGGAAGGAGUCUGUACCAGGUUUAGAAAGUCAUAACAGGAAGGUAAACUUCAAAGUGAUUCUGGAGUUCUUUGAAAUGUGCUAGAAGACUUAAAUUUAUUAAUCCUAAAUCAUAUACUUUUUCCCCCCCUGUAAUAGAGGUCUGGUUCUUUGGCAUAGUGGUGUAUUGCUAAGAAGAGCAUCAUGGGAGCUAACCUUGACUUCACCUUUGACCCUGACUGUCCUCCAGUCUUGCAAUGCUGCACAGUUUCUCAGCAGUUAAAUGCCAAUCAGGGGGGUACUGUCAGGAGUACAAAUUACUUUAUAUAUGUCACGUUCGGUUGAAUGGAGCUGCUUUUACGUUACAGUGAUCUUGCAUUUCUGAAACUUUCAAAAAAUGAUCUCACCUGUCAGAUUUUUUUUUUUUUUAACUGCCACCACACAGGUUUGGUGUCUUUUGUGUUUUCUCUCGUAAGUGCAUGUGAAAUUUGUAAAAUAGAGACAGUGCAGUAUGUAUAUUUUGUAAAUCUCCCAUUUUUGUAAGAAAAUAUAUAUUGUAUUUAUACAUUUUUACUUUGGAUUUUUGUUUUUUUUUUUGCCUUUAAAGAUCUACAACGAAGC
Messenger RNA from Peromyscus californicus insignis, 4237 nucleotides. RefSeq names its product frizzled class receptor 7 (gene Fzd7). Lineage: Eukaryota; Metazoa; Chordata; Mammalia; Rodentia; Cricetidae. The record is from RefSeq and is a predicted model, not a curated record. Gene Ontology annotation, molecular function: Wnt-protein binding; Wnt receptor activity. Gene Ontology annotation, biological process: canonical Wnt signaling pathway; non-canonical Wnt signaling pathway. Gene Ontology annotation, cellular component: plasma membrane.